Bursaphelenchus okinawaensis is the source of this 1010-nucleotide messenger RNA. The record is from the annotation of a GenBank genome assembly. Lineage: Eukaryota; Metazoa; Nematoda; Chromadorea; Rhabditida; Aphelenchoididae.
AUGGAUCUUGAAAAUCGCAUCAAAGCGUACCGCUUCGUCGCCUACUCGGCCGUCACAUUCUCGGUUGUCGCCGUCCUCUCGGUAUGCGUCACCCUGCCCAUGGUCUACAACUAUGUGCACCACGUUAGACGCUCAAUGCACAGCGAAAUCGCCUAUUGCAAAGUAAGGUUUUUAAAUUUUUUUAAAUUUUAAACUUUAAAAUUUUUUUUUCAAAAUUUUCAAAUUUCAAAAUCCAAUUUUAACCAAAACCUCUUCAGGGCUCCGCCAAGGACAUCUGGUCCGAAGUAAACCAAAUCCGCGGCCCAGUCGCCAACCGUACCGCCCGUCAGGCCGGCUACGACAGCGGAGUCGGCGGAGGAGCCGCCGUCGGAGGUGGUGCCUCAACUGGAGGAUCUUGUGACAGCUGCUGCUUGCCCGGUCCACCAGGUGCCGCCGGUACUCCAGGAAAGCCAGGACGCCCAGGAAAGCCCGGAGCUCCAGGUCUUCCAGGAAACCCAGGAAAGCCACCAGUUCAACCAUGUGAGCCAGUCACUCCACCACCAUGCAAGCCAUGCCCACAAGGACCACCCGGCCCACCAGGCCCACCAGGACCACCAGGAGACGCCGGUGCUCCAGGACAGCCAGGAAACCCAGGACAAGACGCCGCUCCAGGCCAACCCGGACCAAAGGGACCACCAGGCCCACCAGGACAGCCAGGACAACCAGGUGCUCCAGGAGAGCCAGGAGCUCCAGCCGUCAGCGAGCCAAUCGUCCCCGGACCACCAGGACCAGCCGGUGACCAAGGACCACCAGGACCACCAGGCCCACCAGGACAGCCAGGAGCCAACGCCGGACCAGGACCAGCCGGACCAAAGGGACCACCUGGCCCACCAGGACCACCAGGAAACGACGGUCAACCAGGUCAGCCAGGACAAGCCGGACCACCAGGCUCAGCCGGAGAGAAGGGUAUCUGCCCCAAGUACUGCGCCAUCGACGGCGGAGUCUUCUUCGAAGAUGGAACCAGACGUUAA